Messenger RNA from Botrytis fragariae, 2397 nucleotides. RefSeq names its product putative ankyrin repeat containing protein. NCBI's taxonomy places the organism in Eukaryota, Fungi, Ascomycota, Leotiomycetes, Helotiales, Sclerotiniaceae. Gene Ontology annotation, biological process: positive regulation of transcription by RNA polymerase II. The record is from RefSeq and is a predicted model, not a curated record. The coding region runs from base 1 to 2397 and encodes 798 amino acids. Gene Ontology annotation, cellular component: nucleus. The transcript has 4 exons. Gene Ontology annotation, molecular function: transcription cis-regulatory region binding; protein binding.
AUGGAUCCACUGUCAGUAACUGCGAGCGUGAUAGCGGUUGCUACGCUCGCAGGACAGAUUGGAUCAGCCUUAUCAGAACUGCGAGCGCUUUGCAAGCAAUUACCUGGUAGGCUCCACGCACUGAGCAACGAAAUAUCCGACAUUGAGGUAGUUCUCUAUCAGGUUGGUAGAGUCGUUGAAGAACGAUCAAGAUCCUCUCCUCAGAUCUCACGAACAGACACGAUAUCUAUUCCGAACAUUUUGCAGAGGGCGGAGCUGAAAUUGAAGGAGUUAAAGACAAUCAUCGACCGUCUCACCGCAUUAACAACCAAAAAUGGAGCCAUCAUUUUCCAAAUACGCCUCUGGCAAAAAGAACAAUCCAAGAUACAAAGUCUACAGGAAGAGAUAAGAGAAAUCAAAUCUAGUUUCAAUGUUAUUCUCGGGGCUUCUAACUCGCGGGAGAUGAUGCGUGUCCGUCUCGAUCUCGAGACAUUGUCUACAGUCACUAAGCAAACUGCCCAAGCACAAAGCACUUCCUGGGAGGAGUUUCUUCGCGACAUAACCUCCCACCAUGAAAAUGUUGAGGAGACACUCAAUCACACAUAUCAACAGGUCGACGAGAGGAUUAGUCGAGUUGAGGAAAUGCUGAAGACUCAGUCAACUCAGAUCCAAAACAGCCAAUUUCUUCAAGUUGGUCCUUCUUACAAUAUGGGUCCUCCAGCAUCUCGACGACGCCUAUCUAGAUCAGUCAGCAAAGAAAGACCGCCAAAGAUGCCCAGUCGUCCCGAAGCCGUGGGCAUUCGGCUCACUCAAUACGCAAGCAUUUGUCGUGCGGGAUGUAUAUGUGCAUGUCACUCCCAAACAAAAUCUAGUACACCUGGAUUCAUGGACCGUGUCCUCGGCCAACUCUUCGUCGGAUAUGCUGGCAUGCCUCUUCUUAGUCAGAAAUGCGAUACUGCCACAUGCGAGAAAUCACAAUCUCCUCAUAUGAGCUUCGAAUACUGGUUUCCCUUGGGCUUUUGUUGGUCUCAGAUAAUUCGUCUCCAGUUGGGAUACCAACCGAAUGUUGGACCACAAAUGUCUCUAACCACCCUAAGACGAGUUCCCGACUCCGCCCAGUGUGUCAAUUUUGCUUUGGAAGGUAACAUUGAAGGACUGAAAAAUCUUUUCAUGAGCGGAAUGGCAUCACCUCGUGAUGUUAGUACUACUCGGGGAUACUCUUUACUUCGCUGGGCAUUGUAUGGCCAGCAGUACGAGACUUGUAGGUUCUUAUUAUCUGCAGGCGCAGACGCCGAUUACAAACCAAUAUCUCCCAAUGAUGAAUGCCCUAGUGACAAGGCUUGUGAUGUUAUUCUUCGUGGUGGAAUAUCCGAGAGGAUUAUUGAGAUUUUAAGGCUGCUAGGUGCCAGUAGUGAUUUCGUGGAGAACCAAAAUUUCGCCGCCAUUCACAAGAUAGUUCUGAGAUUGUCAAUGAAAGAUCUAGAAGAAGAGAUCCUACAAAAUCCCAAUCAAAUUGAUGUUCCUGAUGCAACGGGUCGUACUGCGCUUGAAUGGGCAGCAGCUCGAGGAGAUGAACGUUCGGUGAUAACAUUAUUGAGUUAUGGCGCCGAUCCCAACAAUAUAGACCAUAAACUAAACACACCCCUUACAUUAGCAUCGAACCAGAAUCAUACCGUGUGUGUUAGACUACUUCUCGAAGCUGGAGCUUAUCCGGAUCCUGUACUCCCAAACGGUAUCAAAUUCGGCAGUCCUUUGAAUUGCGCGGCGCGAAAUGCUUCAGAUCCUUUGUUACUUAAAACUUUGCUCGAUUUUAACGCAGACAUUGAAGCCAGCAAUGUCGAUGGUGUUACGCCACUACUACAAGUUGCCCGUGGUAAUAGCGCCAGUCACGCGAUGCUGCUCUUGGAAUAUGGAGCUAACAUCAACGUAACGUCAAAAGCUGGACGUACACCACUUACCACCGCCAUAAUACACAACAACCAUAAUGUUCUCCAACUACUCCUUGAUCGCUGGUACGAAUAUAGUGAAUGUCCUCGCUUGAAAGGGCCGCAUCUUCUUGGGCUCGUGGCUCAAUAUGCAGAUUUGGAUACUAUAUCCAUUCUUGCUUCUACCAACCAUCUGAGAAUUAAAUUUGACAAAGACUACGUGUUCGGGGAUUUUGUCACCAGAUUACGAGAGAGAUCGAGAGUUACGGAUAAAUUACUGAACGCUUUCGAAGACCUACUAAACAUUAUUAAUCAGGGUGCAGCGGAGCACAGAAGUGUAGAGAGUGCCAUGGAAUCGGGAUUACUAGUACAUGGGGAGUUCGAAGAGGAAGACUCGGAUGAAUGUUAUGAAGAUGCGCAGGAAGUUCUGAUGACCAUCUCGCCUGAUUUUGGUUGUCCCUUUAUCAGAUUGGCAAAGAGAGCUACUAUCUAG